GUUGACUUGUGGUGGGUGUGCGUUACGGACGGAAGCUUGCGUGCUCUCGCGCAGAUUACCGCGCUCACAGACCAGUGUAGAGGGGCCAUACACACGAUGGAAUGUGUCAGUUUUGUGUGUGAUUUGUGAUUUUGAAAUUUUGUGGCUUUGAGGAUUUGACCUGUGUCAAGGAAUUUUUGCUUUUUGGAACAUAUUUUUCGGUGACAGGUUAUGUGUGCGUGCUGUUAGAUAAGCAACAGUGUGGUAGGAUUGUUGAAGUGAUCCAACAGUGUGGAAUGGUUCCUGUGUGUUGGCGGUAUCUUGUUGAUUUGUGCGGUUGAGGCGAGUUCAGCACAAUGGGGAAGCUGUUGUCAAAAAUCUUCGGUAACAAGGAGAUGAGGAUAUUGAUGCUGGGCCUCGAUGCUGCCGGAAAGACUACUAUUUUAUAUAAAUUAAAAUUAGGUCAGUCAGUCACAACGAUACCUACGGUCGGUUUCAAUGUGGAAACUGUAACGUAUAAAAACGUCAAAUUCAACGUCUGGGACGUCGGAGGGCAGGACAAAAUACGACCUCUUUGGAGGCAUUAUUAUACAGGCACUCAAGGUCUAAUAUUCGUGGUGGACUGUGCGGACAGGGACCGCAUCGACGAGGCCCGUCAGGAACUGCACCGGAUCAUCAACGACAGAGAAAUGCGUGACGCCAUCAUACUCAUCUUCGCUAACAAACAGGAUUUGCCUGACGCAAUGAAACCCCACGAGAUACAAGAGAAGUUGGGGCUGACGCGCAUCAGAGACCGCAACUGGUACGUGCAGCCGUCGUGCGCGACGUCCGGCGACGGGCUGUACGAGGGGCUCACCUGGCUCACCAGCAACCACAAGUUAUGAGCUGCAGAGUAGGCGGCUCUGUGCCGCCGCGCCCGCCACGGUGAGGAUGUCGAUGCCAUUUAAUUUAAGUAAGCGCCCGUGUGCCGGAACAAGCAACGUCAUUGUGAAUACCAGUGUUGAUUCUUUAUAAUGGUUAUACAGACAAAACGCUCCAGUGCGCAGUGUACGGUGCGAGAGACUGUCCGUGUGAACACAACCUUAGAUAGCAAGCAAGCGAACGCUUGUCACAAAAUCAAAUAUUCCAUAUUUAAAAAAUAAUAAAAAAAAACAAAUUUAGAAAGUUUUGUUGUAACGAUAUUCGAUUAUUUUUUUAUGUUAUUUAAAGAAUUAUUACAUAAAGUAAAAUGAUUUUUUUUUAUUUAGUUAAUGUUUACCUCCUUUGUAUAGUAAGGUAGAAUAAAGUUUCUAAUGCAUUAUUGUGGGUAAUCGAGGACUAUGUAUGGAUGGUCGCAAUAUUGUUUAUUACGGAUAUUUAAGUGAUAGUUAUGCACGCUGCGUAGGUCAUUCGUAUAGCGUGGCUUGACUGUUGUUAGCUAAACUUCAUACAGAUCAAUGGCUAAGAAAAUCAAUCAAAUCAAUAAAAAUUAACAAGUUAUUUCUACCCUUCGUUAUUUAUAAGGACAUUUAAAAUUUAAAAUUGACAUGUUAUACAUCACUAUUUAAUUUAUAUUGAAAUUAUUUAUAUUAAAAAAUUACUAUAACACUAUUCGCUUCACUUGAAUUAGUUUUCGCACUAAUUGAAAUGUGAACAUGGAUUGACUAAUACCUGUGCACUCGAAUUUGAGUCUUAUUGCCUUGUAACAAUAGUCAAGCUACCCUGAUACAAUAAUGUACAUAUUGAAGCAAUGUAUGUACAUAUUGAAGAGUAUUUUUAUUACUGUCGCUGUUUUGAAUGUUGAUUUUUGUAUGCGAAAUGUUUUAAGACAAAAUCUUCUUAUGUAUGUAUGAACUAUGAAUAUUGCUUUCUGCUUUCUAUGUGAUUCUUUGGACGGUGCUGGCGCUUUACUAAGAUUGAGCUGAUAUGCGCUUGUUUUUGUUACGUCUUGUGUAUGUCGCGAGGAAAUAAUCUAUGAAACUUGUCCUGAUUUACUAAUUCUAUAAUGGCACGCAUAUAAAUCAAUAGAAAUCGCACUCAAAUACGUUCCUUUAUUCUGGAAGCUAUGGUGCCAUGAAUCAACAUUCAGUUAGAUAGGUUAAACUUAUAUCCUUUUGGUGUCGUAGUUUAAACAUUGUCUUCAAUUAUUGAUUUAUUCAAAGAAAUACACUGCUGGAAUCGGUAUAAUAACUCCUUAAGCAGUUUGUCUUAGUAAAGCGCCGUAAAACUGUGCCAGUAGUCGAGUCAGUACGGGGACCACCUGAUUUUGUAAAUACGGCUCAUUAAUGGACCUUGAAAUGAGAUUUUUCUAGCGAAUUAUUUAAAUUUUAUAGCUUUGUUUUGUGAGGGCUUUUGCCAAAGGGUGAUUUUGCUUAUACAAGGCUGAUUUUUAGAUGCAAACUGUAUGCCCAAGCUUCAUUGUUUAUGAGUAGGGAUCAAUUAUAAUAUCACUCAAGGUUUCAAGCCAUGCUAGGUGCUCAACUGAUAAUGGCGUCGCUGUCUAUGAGCCCCUAGCUUAGCUCGAAAGUAGUCGAGUUACCAUGAUUAAUAUCAAUAAAUAGUUUUCAUGAAUCUGAGAUUUUUUUGUAACAAUACAAACUUAGUUCUCUGCUCUAUAAAUUAUUCGAGGCAUAUAAAAAGCUUACGCUAUGCGACGAUUGAAGGAACAUGGAAGUAUAGCAAUAAAUAGAUUUUCCAUACGAUUUAGAUAUAAAGUAAUUUUAUCAAAUUAAUAUAUUCAACGAAAUUAGGAACUCAAUGAGAGUUAGAACAUCGAUGUCGUUGAUUGUUUAAGUAAUAGGUAUUGCUAGGAAGGCUGGUUUCACCGUUGACUCAAUAAACUUGGUUUGACGGGGUUUUUGAAGAGAUAUCGUUGAUCCUAUGUUAAUUUAACGAUGGUGGAGCCAGCCUGUAAUUGUCCUUGUGUAAAUAUUGAGCGGGGAUUAGUUAUCGAUUGUAGAACAUUACAAUACGCGUCUAUACGUUUUUAAUAAUUAAGAAAUUCUGUGCGCCUAUCCCCGCUCUUUCAAACGUUAAAGGGACUCUUAGAAUCACAGCAAAGUUAGAAGUAGAUAGAAUUUGAAUCAAAUGUACGUGAGACAAUAAUUACUAAUACAAAAUCGUCUUGCGCCUCAACGUUUUGAUCUAGAACGUGCUCUCAAUCAUAGUAACACGUGUUUAAUCAAAAUUAGCUCUUAUUUCCAGGUCCAUAGCCUAAAUUUUCGGCAACCUUUACUAUUUGUUUGUACUGAUUUCUUGCCUACAUCUAGAAUUGUGUAAUUGCGAGUAAAUACGACGAAAGCUUUGUUAACUUUUUUCUGUUAAAACUCACCUAUACUUUGUGAUAUAAAUAUAUUUCAUAGAACAUUUAAUGUAUGAUUAUUUUCUAGAAUGUUCGAAUUGAUCGAUGGUAAUACUCUUAGACAUGACAAUAUACAAUAGGUCAUGCUCUUACAAAUUUAGAACUGAUUUAACUUUGAUAAUCAAUUUUAUUUUCAACUUAAAGUGCAAUUAAAAAUUUCUAGCAACUAUUUUGCACGGUGAUGUAAAAAUAUUUAUAAUUUAAAUGGUGAUGUACCGCCGGGUUUAGCGCGGAAGCGUUGCUAAUUAAAAACCUAUUGUAUAAUAUUGUAGAAAGAUAAAUUCAAUAUAAAUUCACCCUUGAAA
Molecule: messenger RNA, 3624 nt
Organism: Spodoptera frugiperda (fall armyworm)
Lineage: Eukaryota; Metazoa; Arthropoda; Insecta; Lepidoptera; Noctuidae
Gene: Arf51F
Product: ADP-ribosylation factor 6
Exons: 7
Coding region: 336-863 (175 amino acids)
Biological process (GO): intracellular protein transport; vesicle-mediated transport
Cellular component (GO): cytoplasm
Molecular function (GO): GTP binding; GTPase activity
Source: RefSeq, a predicted model, not a curated record